Molecule: messenger RNA, 1164 nt
Organism: Microsporum canis CBS 113480
Lineage: Eukaryota; Fungi; Ascomycota; Eurotiomycetes; Onygenales; Arthrodermataceae
Product: DUF887 domain-containing protein
Exons: 2
Coding region: 1-1164 (387 amino acids)
Biological process (GO): lipid homeostasis
Cellular component (GO): membrane; endoplasmic reticulum
Source: RefSeq, a predicted model, not a curated record
AUGCUGGACCCGAUACCGCCUCCCCCCCCAUGGCUUCAGGAUCUGGUUAGGCCGAUCGCCGAGCGAUGGUCCCUACCAACACUGCCGUACCACAUCCAUGAAGUCGUCCUCUCCUUUACCCUGUACCAAUUCAUCCAGUCCGUUGUCGCACCCCGGCUCUCUACCUGGCUCUUCCCAAAGCUCUAUCCCAACUUCUCCAGGCGCACGAAGCUCGGCUGGGAUAUCCAUGUCGUCUCCCUCACGCAGAGUACCCUCAUCUCCGCCUUGGCGUUAUGGGUGAUAUUCGUCGACGAGGAAAGGAGGAGUAUGACCCCCGUUGAGCGAGUGUAUGGGUACUCCGGAGCUUGUGGCUUGAUACAGGCCAUGGCAACGGGCUAUUUUCUGUGGGAUCUGAUCAUCAGCGUUCGUCAUGUGAGCGUGUUUGGUGUCGGGAUGCUCUUCCAUGCUAUCAGCGCGUUACUAGUAUUCAGCUUGGGAUACAGACCAUUUGUCAACUAUUACGCACCAACCUUCAUCCUCUAUGAGCUAUCUACCCCAUUUCUCAACUUCCACUGGUUCUUCGACAAACUCAACAUGACCGGCUCCCGUGCUCAAUGGUACAACGGCAUGACUCUCCUCUCUGUCUUCUUCUCUUGCCGCCUCAUCUGGGGGUCAUGGAACUCCUUCACCGUGUUCUCCGACAUCUACAAGGCCUUCCAUAUAUCCGACAGUUCCGUUCCACUUAGCAGCGCGGACUUUUACUCUCUGGUAUUCAGCACUAGGAACUCGACUAUGUGUCUAGACGACAGCUGUAUCAAGGCAAAUGCGGAGGUCGCUCAGUUCGCUGACUUCUCCGCAACUGGCACACCACUUUGGCUUGCCUUCACAUACCUUGGCAGCAACACGGUUCUCAACUCUCUCAACUGGUACUGGUUUUCGAAGAUGAUUGAUGCGGUGCUUAAGCGGUUCAGGGGCGAAGAUCUACCAGCCGCAGAGAAGAUUGCCCCGCCAGAAUCUAUUGAAGGAGAUGCUAAUCCGAUCAUUCUUGAGGCAGCUGCGACUUCCGAGCAGAAAGAGAGUGCUGUUACAACUGGAAACCUAGAAGAUAACUCAAAAACCUCGACUAAUACCAUACAAACUACUCCAAUAAAUGGUGGAUCUGGCGCUCGAAGACGGAAGGCAUAG